GUCUUUGCCCUACCUUGCCAUUGCCAGUGGCCGUCGUGCCGGGCUCACAGUGGUUAUUUAUAUUCUCUUUGACAUUAUUUAUUAAUAUCUGUGAUUGUGUGUUAAUAUUUGUGGUCGGGUCCACUGACGUUAAUAAAAAACUAUUUAUUUUACAAGGGUUGUUUGAAUUAUUCAUUCUUUCUACCAAUUAACGUAAUUGGUUCACAAAACAUUUCUUUCAGAACCAUUUAUAUGACUGUUUUCCUUCUGUGCUUAGGGACUAAGUAGAAGCUAUCACCAUGUUGCUGGUGAUGCACAAUUUGCCUUCUCAUAUGACAUACAGUGAUAUAAAAAAAUUCAUCAACAACAAAUGUUAUGUGGAAGACAUUAUAUUGGACAAGUUGAUAAAGGAUGGGCCGACCACGAAGCAGGUUACAAUAGGAGUAGCUAAGGAAGAAGAUGCUGUAAAUAUUGUGCACACAUUAAAUGGGACAUAUGUGGAAGGACAGCAAAUUUUUGUUGAAGACGUUAGAAAAAGCAAGUCACAAACCACAUUGGACACAAACUCAACUAUACACUAUUCUAAUAAAAAUCCAUUGAUCAAUCAAAACCCAAUGACUGGUUUCAUCAAUCCUUUGAGCGCGCAAACUGCCCAUCCUUCGAGUGCGCAAACUGCCCAUCCUUCGAGUGGGCAAACUGCCACAGGAUAUGGUUAUGCUAUGACCAAUCAGAACACUACAUAUGGAUAUCAAAACUAUCAGGUCAUGGACCAACAGAUGGUGCAAAAUUAUGCUGGAUAUAAUGCCAUGGGAAUGUACGGAAUGGCAGUGCCGAUACAGAGCACUAUUGUGGCAUACGGGAAUCAACAAGGGCAACAGGCGCAACAGUUAAAUGCAACACAGGGUCAACCAAAAACAGCAAAUGUAUCUGGGUAUGGAUAUACUAAAUCCAGUAAUGAAAAAGCCUGUGAACCGGAUAAGAAACAAGGCUCUCAUCAAUAUUCUGGAGGAAAUAAUAAAGAAUUUGGUUAUCGGGAGUCCAACUACGAGGUCCCUAAGCAAGGAAGGGGUUAUGACUUUGACCCAAGAUUCAAUUCGGAUUCAAGGGGAUUUACCUAUCAAGAGUCUAGGGCUCCCCGCGAAGUAAGCGCAUUGCCUCAAAAGAGGGAUGCUGGUCGGAAACGAAGUUAUAGCCCUGAAAGAGGUGACAGGUACUCGAAUAAAAAUAGAUUUCAAUCAGAUCGGUUUGAAGGCAACCGAGGUUUUGAUGAAAGGGGUUCGCGCGACGAGCGUUUCGGGGGCAAUCAAAGCAUUGCCAAUGCGCGUGAUAAAGGUUUUGCAGGCAAUCAAAGUCGAGGUUUUGAUAAUCGCGAUUCGCGUGAUAAUAGGUUCGGAGGAAACCAAAUUAAAAAUUCAAGAUGGGAUUCCGCUGAAAAUCAAAAUCGCGGUGGACCGUCUCGGGAUACCUAUUCUGUGAAGCCUACACCAUCACCUUAUAGGCUUAUCAAUCCUAGCGAUUCUCAUUCGCGGUCAAAUACUUGGAACACUAAAUUUGAUAAACCUCAAUCUAAACCUUUUGGUGGCAAGCUAAAUGAAAAAAAUUUCGAUAUAAGUCGGCCAAAUGAUCGAAAUGAUACUAAACCUGGAAUAAAAUGGAAUCGUAACCCACCCCCUCAUUUUUUGCAAAACUCCCCAACAAAACCUGCGGUUCCCGAAAAACGCUUCAAAACUGAUGAACAUAUAUCUGGAAGUGAAGCCAAACUAGACCAGAAAACGAUUAACAGGGCUAUAUCUUGGCGCGGCCAAGCCGUAUCGUUCAUAGUUAAAAACAUUAUGAACCGCCUUUGGGUAUUUAAGGAUGCUAACCAACCUGGAAAGAAACAUUAUCAAGAAUGUCAGCGUAUGUUAAAAGUUGCAUUGAACAGCCGACUAGACGAGAUAAUACAGCGGACGUUUCCGAACAAUUCGUACCCUCUUCUGCAAGAAGAGGAGGUAGUAAAGUUAUACAGGUCGACGCAUCCACAAAAUCAGGAUAAAAAAUUGUUUAACGUCAUUUUUCAAAAGUCUAAGCCAGAGGUGAAACCAGAGGAUCAAAAACCAAUAAAGGUCCCAACCGACACCAAAGUAUCCCAACCCCAACCUUUGUUGAGCGGACCUGUAGCAAAAUCGGCGCCGACAGAAAAGUUCUACAAUUUCGCAAAGACGCCAUCGGCACCACCUUCACAGGUUCCACCUUCUCAAUUUAAACAAGUACCUCCCGUGUUAAAACAAAAACCCGGGAAGAAACCGAGGCCGGUUGAUUUAGUUAAGCAGGCGAGGCGAGAGCAAAAGCAGUUGGAUAAGAAGGAGUUUCUCGAGGAAGACUUGUACAAAUGCCCAACGCCACAACUUGAGAAGGCUCUCAAAGACGAACUGGAUGAAAUCACCGAAGUCUUUAACAGCGCCAUCGAUGAUUUCCCUAAUGAAACGCCAGAGGACAAUGUUAUCGGGCAGGCCAUAGUGAACAGAGCGAGCGGGGAGUUCAGAUCGGUAAUACGCCUUCACACAAUAAAGAGGAUUAUAAACCAAACGUCCACACUGGUCGUUCGCGUUUUCAUUAAUGGAGGGAAAGCGCCUAAGACUGACGUGGAGCAAGCGCUGUUGCCGUACGGAAUCACUUCUCUCAAGGCUUCGAACAGGUCCAAAACUCAAAUGUUGGUCGCCAGUGUGGAUUCCCAUGAGAAUUUCGAUAAUCUGUGCACUCAUCCCGGCAUACCGAUUCAAGGAAGAGACGGUUUAUGUCUCGUGACCUGCAAACCUCUGCACCUGACAAUACCUUUCAAAUUCCGGCGGCUUUUACGUCGAAAGCAGCGCGCUGAAGUAAGCGACGACGAAGAAGGCUCAGAAAUUGGUGAAGAAGUGCCUGUUGAUGGUGAAUAUGAUGACGUCAUUGAAGUUAUUAAAGAGCCAGACGUGAUAGAAAUUAGUGGUGAUGAAAGCACAUUCAAUAUUCCAAAUGAUACAGAAAAUUCAGAGGAAGUUGAAGUUCCAAAUCCUAGUACAAGCAAAGACAAUGUUGAUAAUGAAAACAGUCCUGCUGCAAAAAUAGACAGUUCUGCUAACAUAAUAGAUAGUGCUGCUAACAUAAACGCCAGUAUUGCUAGCGCAAAAAAUAGUGCUGGUAACACAAUAAAUAGUGCUAGUAACAUAAAUACUAGUGUUGGUAACACAAUAGGUAGUGCUAGUAACAUAAAUACUAGUGUUGGUAACACAAAAGAUAGCGCUGGUAACAUUAAUACAAGUGUUGGUAGUAUAAAAGAUAGUGCUGGAAACUUUAAUACCAGUGUUGGUAACACAAUAGAUAGUGCUAGUAACAUUAAUAGCAAUGUUGCUAACAAAAAAGAUAAAGCUUCAAAUGAGAUGAUAGAUUUGACAGCGGAAGACUUUGGUGAUGAACUAGAUGAUUCUGUUGUUGAAAUAGAUGAAGAAGGAAUAAUGGAAGAUGAUUUGGAGGAUUAUUGAUAGCUUCGCCUUGUUGUGCAAGAUUUUCUGAGAAAAAGUGUAUUAGUAUCAUAACUGCCCAGAAAUUUAUAUAAAAGAACAGUUAAAGAAAUCAUGACUUAACUUGCUUAAGGCUACAUCUUGAACCAUACAUCAAAUAAGUAAUGUGCAUACAAAAACACAAGCAAUUGUAAUAUUUGAUUUCUUAUGGUUAUUUAUAUUUGAUUUCUUAUGGUUACUUAUGGUUAAUA
Messenger RNA from Amyelois transitella, 3709 nucleotides. RefSeq lists its product as uncharacterized. Bases 279 to 3479 code for a protein of 1066 amino acids. The transcript has 11 exons. The record is from RefSeq and is a predicted model, not a curated record. Gene Ontology annotation, molecular function: nucleic acid binding. Lineage: Eukaryota; Metazoa; Arthropoda; Insecta; Lepidoptera; Pyralidae.